Colius striatus (speckled mousebird) is the source of this 4138-nucleotide messenger RNA. RefSeq names its product phosphoinositide-3-kinase adaptor protein 1 (gene PIK3AP1). Lineage: Eukaryota; Metazoa; Chordata; Aves; Coliiformes; Coliidae. Gene Ontology annotation, molecular function: phosphatidylinositol 3-kinase regulatory subunit binding; signaling receptor binding. The record is from RefSeq and is a predicted model, not a curated record. The coding region runs from base 953 to 3403 and encodes 816 amino acids. Gene Ontology annotation, biological process: signal transduction. Gene Ontology annotation, cellular component: cytosol. The transcript is spliced from 17 exons.
AUGUUGCCCCGGCCGUGAGGGGACACGGGCCCGGGCGGGAGCGCGGCGGUGUGGGGGGCCCGAGGAGCGGCGGCAAGAGAGCCGAGGGCACAGCCAUCGUCCCAGCACGAGGCAUUUGGCAUGGGCUCCGCGCGGCGGCGCCGCUCGCGUCUGCCUGAAGGCCACAGGCAAGGCGGGCUGGAGGCCUGUGGCGCAGAGGCGGGCUGAGGCACCGCAGCGUGCGGGGGAGGCGGGCACAGGCUGCCAGGCGGCUCCAGAAUGUGCGUGCAGCGUUGGAAGAUUUCAGCCCACUCAAAACUGCCCUUCUCCUCCACCCAUGAGUCCCUUCUUCGCCUCGCUCUCUGCUCUGCCCUGCUGAGGCCUCAUCUGGAGUCCCGCGCCCAGUUCUGGGCCCCUCAGUUCGAGAGAGACAGGGAGCUGCUGGAGAGAGGCCAGUGCGGGGACACCAAGAUGAUCAGGGAACACCUCUGUGAGGAGGAAAAGACCUGGGGCUGUUCAGUCUGGAGAAGGCUGAGGGGGGACCUCACCAACACCUACAGAGUGAAUGUCAGGAGAAUGGGGUGACGCUUUCCUGUGGUGUCCAGCAGCAGGACAAGGGUGAUGGACACAAGCUACAACACAAAAAGUUCCACUUGAACGUGAGGAGAGGCUUCUCUGGUGCUGAGAUGAGGGAGCCCUGGCCCAGGCUGCCCAGGGAGCAUGGGGAGGCUCCUUCUCAGGGGUUUCCAACCCUGCCUAGACUUGUUCCUGUGCUCCCUGAGCAAGGGAAACCUGCUGUAGCAGGGGCUGGGGCUGCAGCAGCUCUGCAGGGCCCUUCCAACCUCUACCAUUCUAUGAUUCUAUGAGACAUGAUCACUGAAAGGAGGAUGGUGAGGAGCAGAAGGAGGAAGGCUGCGCUGAGCGCUGCUGGCAGCGUCCUCGCCAACGGAGUGCAGUCCCACACAGCUCCAACAUGACAGGCAGAGAUAUGUUGACAGGAAGAUUCACUGGUGGUCCCAGGAAAGGAGCCCCAGGAGGAUAUGAUGUGCUGAUUGUGUAUGCAAGUGACGCCACUGAAUGGUGUCAGUACCUCCAGAACCUCUUCCUCUUCACUCGGCACGUUCGAAAGCAUCGGAUUCUGAGCUACCAGCUGGAAGGCGAGUCUGCCCUCUCCCACCAGGAGCUGGACCUGUUCAGCCAAAGUCGGAGCAUCAUCCUUUUGCUCUCUGCUGAGCUGGUGCAGAGGUUUUACCUCCCUCCCGUCCUGCAGAGCCUUCAGGAAGCUUUAUGGCCCCCAUACAAAGUAGUCAAGCUGUUCUGUGGUGUUACGGACUCUGAUGACUAUUGGAACUUUUUCAAGGACUGGUCUCAGUGGCAGGAGCUCACAAAUGAUGAUGAGCCUGAUGCUUACCUUGCAGCUGUCAAGAAGGCUAUUUCAGAAGACUCAGGCUGUGACUCUGUGACUGAUACAGAAACUGAAGACGAGAAGAACCCAGUUUGCUCCCAGAGACUUGCCAUGAGUGAAGAACACGGAUCAUCCAAGAGCAGUGGGAACCAUCCGGUGGUGCAGCCUGACCGCAUACGGUGUGGGGUGCAGACAACAAUUUAUAUCAUCAUGAAAUGUAAACUAGAUGGUGAGGUGAAAACUGAAGUCGAAUUCUUUCCAGAGAAUGCAUCAUCUGUGCGUGUGCUGGCUGAGAUGGAGAAUGAGUACACCAUCUCCUUGGAGGCUCCAAAUUUGACCUCUGGGACAGUGCCUCUGCAGAUAUAUUCCGGGGACUUGAUGGUGGGAGAAGCAAGUGUCACCUAUCAUACAGACAUGGAGGAAAUCAGCAGUCUGUUGGCUAAUGCAGCCAACCCAGUAGAGUUCAUGUGCCAGGCCUUUAAAAUCGUACCCUACAGCAUAGAAGCCCUGGACAAGCUGUUGACUGAGUCACUCAAGAAGAACAUUCCUGCCAGUGGCUUGCACCUGUUUGGAAUCAACCAGCUGGAAGAAGAAGAUAUGACAGCAAAUCAGAGAGAUGAGGAGUUGCCAACGCUGCUUCACUUUUCUGCAAGAUACGGGCUGAAGAACCUCACAGCCUUGCUGCUUACGUGCCCUGGAGCGCUGCAGGCCUACAGUGUGGCCAACAAAGACGGGCACUAUCCAAACACCAUAGCAGAGAAGCACGGCUUUAAGGACCUCCGCCAGUUCAUUGAUGAAUACGUGGAAACUGCAGAUAUGCUGAAGAGUCACAUUAAGGAAGAGCUGAUGCAAGGCGAGGAGGAUGACUCCGUUUAUGAGUCUAUGGCUCAUCUGUCCACUGAUCUGUUAAUGAAGUGUUCCUUGAAUCCUGGCUCCGAUGAAGAGCUCUAUGAAUCCAUGGCUGGAUUUGUCCCCAGUGCCCCGGAAGAUCUGUACGUGGAGAUGCUUCGCUCUACACCAGACACUGCAGCUGCUGGAGAUGAGGUUUCUCUUACUACCAAAGACUCAAUGCUCCGCAAGUUUUUAGAAGGCAGCAACAUGGAUGUGCCAGAGUCCGAGGAAGGAGUUAGCCAGCGGUACGGUGAGGAUGUGUACUACUCAGUGGAACAAGACAAUUUUCCCCAGGAAAUGGCUAGCAGACCUCCAGUUCCUGUCCCAAGACCAGAGUCCAGCUCUCCGCAGCCAGACAAUGAAUUGUACAUCUCCAAGAUUUUUGCACAGAAAGCUCAAAGACCUGAGAACCUCUAUGUCCCUAGAGGAAAGGUUAAGAAAGAGACCGUAGUCAGGCCGGUGAGGGACCCGUCUCAGUCAAGCAUAUAUGAUCCCUUUGCUGGAAUGAAAACCCCAGGCCAGAGGCAACUGAUUACGUUGCAGGAGCAAGUGAAGAUGGGCAUCCUCACGGUUGAUGAAGCUGUCCUGCAUUUUAAGGAGUGGCAACUGAACCAGAAGAAGAGAUCAGAAUCCUUCCGGUUCCAGCAGGAAAAUCUGAAGCGGCUGCGGGACAGCAUAACCAGGAGGCAGAUGGAGAAGCAGAAGAAGGACAAAAGUGCAGAUUUGGAAAUUACAGUACCCAUUCGACAUUCUCAUACUCUGGGGAAACCAGAAUGUGGAAUAUAUGAAUACACCCCCAGGAGAAAUGUUUUCCCCCCAAAGAACGAGUUAAAGAGAGGAGACUGGAAAACAGAGAGCACGUCCAGCACAACAAGCAGCGCAAGCAACCGCUCCAGCACCCGGAGCGUAUUGAGUGUCAGCAGCGGGAUGGAAGGGGACAGUGAGGACAAUGAAGUCCCAGAAACAACUAGAAGCCGCAGCCCAGUUGCCCACCAUGCAGAGAGGCUGCCUUGCCCAGAGAGGCUGCCUUGCCCAGAAAGGCCCCCCAGAGUGCCUCCUCGAGGUGCAAGCAGGCCUGUAAGCUGUGAAGGCUUUUAUCCUCCACCUGUGCCCCCAAGAGGUCGCUGAAUCUCUCACCAUCUGUGCAACAGGAGACUUUUCUCUGUUACGUGUGUUUGUACAGAUAUUUUUAGGUUGUUUUAAAUUAUUUAUAAGAGAGCCAAAUGUUUUCUUUCCCUUCUUCCUCCAUAAAGAUCUAGUGACUUUUCCCAUGAUUUUCACUGGCACUGCUUGGCCUUCUAUAACUUUUGUGCUUGGAAAGUUUUGGUGCUUUGGGACUGUGAGACAAGUAUCAUGGUUGGGAAGGAGAAUGCUGCUGUGUGUGUUGGCAGCUCUGCACCGACGUGAAGUUUCCCCUUGACCAAGAAAAAACACAUGUCCUCAAAGAAACGUUCAAAAAGAGACUAAAUCCUGAUAAGCAUUGUUACCAGCCCCCUCCAUACAACCUACAAAGACUGGAAAACGUGCUGGAAAAAGAAAACAAGUUGUUUGAAGACUUUGUUUGAACGACGCUCGUUACAACGGGAGCAGGUGAAUGUACUGCUGUUUGGAGUCACGUUGGGUAUGGACAUCCUGACCUCUCAGCAGGUGUAGAGUCUCCCUCCAGCAGUCAUUAAACCACGGGAGGAUGAGAAGUUGUCUUUAUUCAAGGAUUUAGCACACAGCCUUGGAAAUGCCUUUCCCUUUCCCCUUCCCUCCCUGGAGAGGACAGACAUUAUCAAGGUGGUGUGUGCUGCCUUUAGCACGGACAUUCCCAAGGCAGCUGGUAAGGGACCUUCUGUAUUAAAAACAACUGUACUUCAA